Molecule: messenger RNA, 1496 nt
Organism: Mercenaria mercenaria
Lineage: Eukaryota; Metazoa; Mollusca; Bivalvia; Venerida; Veneridae
Exons: 3
Coding region: 152-1165 (337 amino acids)
Molecular function (GO): protein binding
Source: RefSeq, a predicted model, not a curated record
UUAACAGACUAACAAACGCAACUAAAUGCAUCAAUUUUACAUAACAGACUAACAAACGCAACUUGUGUUUUUUUCUGACGUGAUUUCUUGUUUGUGGUGGAAAUUAUUUUAACCUACAGUGAAUGCGGAGUUGAUACACUUAGAUGUCGUAAUGAUGAGUGUGUUGAUGAGACUGGUGAUCUGGGUUUGCUGUGCUUUGUCUGUCAGAUGCUUACACAGUAAGCUCGAGUCCUGGUCUCCUGAUGAUUACAGCACAUUGCAUAGUAUGUUGCAGACAAGUAACGGACUGCGCUUGGUCAUAACUGGACAGACUGGUGUAUAUAAAUUUGAUACUGUUAAUUUCCAACUUCUUUCGAAAUUAAACCUGAGUGGGAUCUCAUAUAUAAUACACAAUAAAACAGCAACGGUCGAUUACGUUACCGUAUGCUCAAAUCAAAGUGAUUCUUGCCUGAUCAUAGAUCCCCUAGAUAAUUGUAAAAACUACACUAAUGAGUUGAAGCUCCUAAUAAAAAUCGAUGGAGUUAAAGCAUUUAUGGCAACAAAUACUAGAGGGACCGAAAUAACUCAAUAUGAGGAUUUUCUGUUUGUCGGAUGUCCCCAUGUUCAAGGUCAAGAAAAUCUUGGUGGUAGAUGCACAGAACCUGGUAUAUCGUGGUAUCUGAAUAGUGGAAAAAAUAAAAGUGAUCUAUGGUAUGGGUUUAAAUCAUACAAGAACACUCCAGUUCUGACAGACAAGUACAUUGAUGCGUUUAGCGUGGACAAGUACAGAGUGUUUUUUAGUUUACAAAGAGUCGUAGCAACGGGAACGAAAAGAAGUCGAAUAGCCCAAGUGUGUCAAUACAUCGAUCAGAAAGAUAGAAAUUACUCUACACCAUACACUUAUGCUGAUAUGCCGAUUCAAUGUGGGCAGCUUAGGGAAAUUAGGGCGGUGAAGAAAGUCGUAUUUAAGAGAGAAACGAUUUUUGUUGCUGUGUUUUCUGAGUCUAGUAAAUCUGCUGUUUGUGCCUUUACAAUGAAAAACAUAACAGAAAUGUUUGUUGAAAAUAUCAAAGACUGUUACAGCGGAAUUCGUGUACCCGAAAAUGAGGAUUAUGCCGACUUCCAGAGCUCCGAUAUCCCAUGUAGUCACAAAAUUGUAAGUUUGCUUUACAUUGUUAAUUUAUAAUUCAGUUUCUCAAAAAUAUGGGGUGGAGGCAACCAAAAAUAUAACUAAGUUGGAAGGGGAAGUGGCCUUGACUUGAUGAAUUUAAUGAUUUAAGUUAAAACUUAAGGAUAGAGGUACAAGGGGCCCACCUCAGCCCAUCCUGUACAGUUACUCUUCAAGAUAAAUGCUAUCAGAGGGUAGAACGUGUAAAGUAUCUUACUGUUGUUCAAGCGAAAAAUAUGUUUUUCGGUGCAAAAUAGCGAAAACUUGUUAACAGUUUUCCCAGAGAAAUAACGUUUCUUCGAAAUAUGUAUCUUUUUCAUAUCAAAUGAAUAUGCCCACGUUGUAGAAA